AUGGAAAUUAAAUACAACAGAUCACUAAGUGGAAUACCAGAAAAUCAAUUAUAGUAACCAUUCAGAAAAGUAACUAAAACUUAAAUUGAAAACAAAGAUCCAGUCAGAAGGAAUUUGACUCAAUUGUAUAAUGAAGACACAUAAUAAAUUAAUAAAUCAAUGCUCAACAGUAAUUAUGAUUUGAGGAAGAAGGCAUUCAAUUAAGAGAGAGUAAAACGAUCUCUCAAUCAGGAUGUCUUGGAUGAUAAGGAAAACAUGCCUCAACAUAAAGGACUUAUGACUAAGCUCUAUACUCUCCCCCAAGAAUUAUCAACAAUUACAAUUAAGCAUAAAUUCGAUCAUACCAUUGAGGAGAAUAAGAAUCUUCAAAAAUAGUAUACAGAUGAAAUAUUUUUCUAUUUAAAAGAACAAGAAAGAAAAUCGACACCCUUAGAAUGGUUAAAGAAUCACUCUAUUCCAAGUAAUUUGAGAGCUAAAAUGAUUGAUUGGAUGGUUGAAGUUCUAUGUUCAUAUAAAUGCACAGAUUAAACAUUCUUUGUGGCAGUAAGAACUUUGGACUAUUACUUCUCAAAAUGUGAAAAACAAUUAGAAAUAUCAGAUUUGCAUCUUUGUGGAGUGACUUCAAUGUUUAUUGCUGCAAAAUAUGAAGAAAUUCAUCCAAUGAAAUUGUCUGUUGUUCAUGAUAAAAUUGCCCAUAAAAAGUUAUCAACUGAUCAAAUUAAGAAGAAAGAGAGUGAUAUGUUGUAAACUAUUGGUUUUGAUCUGGGUGGUGGUACUCUCUAUGAUAUGUAUAAUCUAAUACUAACAAAUUGUAUUGUUGAAAAUAGAUUACAAGAGAAACAUUACAAAUAUCUCAAAAAACUUUGUUUAUAUCUCUCUAAAAUGGUACUGUAUGAUUAUGAAAUUUGCGGUAAAACUAAUUACACUUUGUUGGCUGCUGCCUUAAUUUUUGUCGCCUUUAAAAUCAUAGAACAAUUAGAUUCUAGUUUUAAUGCUGAUAGUUAAAUUAAAGAUGUGGCUUAAAUCAUAUAAGUUGAUCAAGAUUAACUGAUAGAAACUGCAGCUAAGGUCUUGAAUCUAGCCAAAAACUUUGAGAAGCAUUUUCCAAAUUUGGAAAAUUUAAAAAAAUUUAAUGGAUUUUAGUUAGAAGAUGAUGAAUAAUGA
This is a messenger RNA of Paramecium tetraurelia, 1164 nucleotides long. RefSeq lists its product as uncharacterized. The record is from RefSeq and is a predicted model, not a curated record. Gene Ontology annotation, biological process: regulation of cyclin-dependent protein serine/threonine kinase activity; mitotic cell cycle phase transition. Gene Ontology annotation, cellular component: nucleus; cytoplasm; cyclin-dependent protein kinase holoenzyme complex. The transcript has 4 exons. Gene Ontology annotation, molecular function: cyclin-dependent protein serine/threonine kinase regulator activity. NCBI's taxonomy places the organism in Eukaryota, Ciliophora, Oligohymenophorea, Peniculida, Parameciidae.